AUGGGCCAAACUCUUUCAGUUGUGCAGAAGGUUAUUACUGAUGAGAUAAAUGCCUCCCUAACUAGACCAAUUUUGGAUGCUGAGAUUAAACAAGCAACGUUUCAACUAGGCUCUUUGAAAGCUCCAGGACCAGAUGGUCUUAAAAUCAUUACUAAGAUUCUUGCGAAUAAGCUUAAGCCUAUUUUGAAAACUGUCGCUACUCUCCAACAAUCUGCGUUUGUCCCUGGCCAGCUUAUUCAGGACAACAUUUUGGUUGCCCACAAAGCUUUCCAUCAUUUGAAGCUUAAGAAAAGAGGUGGAUUACAUGAAAUGCCUAUCAAACUUGAUUUUAAUAAGGCUUAUGAUCGGGUUCAAUGGGAUUUUCUACAGGCCCUUCUUCUUAAGAUGGGAUUCAACCCGGUCUGGACUGAAUGGGUUAUGGAAUUUAUUAGCACUGUGUCCUUCUCUGUUAUGGUUAAUGGGGAAAGUCGGGCUUCUUUCAUUCUCUCUAGUGGGCUUCGACAAGGUGAUCCUCUCUCGCCAUAUUGGUUUAUCUUGAUAGCGGAUGUUCUUUCACUCCUUAUCUCUAAUCAGCUACAAGACCACAAAUUGGCUGGUAUGCGCCUCACUAGAAAUUGCCCUGCUCUUUCUCACCUUUUUUUCACGGACGAUGCUUUGUUAUUUUCUAAGGCUUCCAUUGCUGAUUGUCUUGCCCUUAAGUCCACCGUCGAGGAGUAUUGUGUGGCUUUUGCUAUCAUUGGCAAUGCCAAGUACUUGGGAUUACCAUCUUUCUGGGGCAGGUCUAAGUCCGAAGCCUAUGGUUUCUUGAUGGAACAAGCUAUUCAGAAAAAGCAAGGAUGGAAACAAAACCUUCUCUCCCAGGCCGGCCGAGAAAUCCUCAUGAAAUCUGUGGGUGUCUAUUACCCGAGCUCUGACAUACGAAGUGCGGUGAAAUGGCAGAAAGCAUCAUGGGCUUGGGCUAGCCUUCUCCAAGGAAGAGACCUACUCUUGAAGGGCCUUCGCUGGCAAGUUGGGAAUGGAGCUUCUAUUCAAUUUUGGGAAGACCGUUGGAUUCCUAAAAAUCAUAAUUUUCAUGUGCAAACUGGAAGGCCUCCUGAGUGUGGGCCCAUUGCAGUGAGUGAAGUGAUCAAUCAACACCGUAAGGAGUGGGACCAUCACAAGCUAAAGCCUAUGGUUGGUGAGCAUGAUUUUGCCAACAUUAUUUCUAUUCCAAUUUCUGUAAAAGAUAAAACAGACUCUUUGGUUUGGCAUUUCUCUCCCAAAGGAAAUUAUGAGGUCAAAAGUAGGUACCAUCUUGCGAUUAAUGAGCAGCGUUGUGGUAAUGGUACUACUGCCUCGUCGUCGUCUCAACCAUCUUGUGAGCUUUGGAAAUUUAUUUGGUCCCUUAACAUCCAGCCCAAAUUGUGUCAUUUCUGGUGGCGAGUGUGCCGCAAUAAGUUGGCUACAAAAGAAAAUCUUCAUCGGCGUCGGUGUACGGCCUCUCAGCAUUGUCCUACUUGCAAUGGUGCGGUGGAGUCAAUUAAGCACAUCUUAUUCCACGGCAGUUGGACACGGGCAGUCUGCCCCCAACAAGCUGUUUCUUUUGCUAUCCCUGUUCUCUCUACCUGGGUCCCUCCGUUGCAAGACCAGCUCAAGUUUAAUUGUGAUGCUAGUUUCUCUAAGGAUGGCUCCAGCUCCUCUAUCGCAGUAGUUUUGCGGGACUGGGAAGGUAAAUUGAUAGCUGGCUCUACUUCUACAAUGCUAUCUUCCUCUGUUUCUCAAAGUGAAGCUCGGGCUGUCCGUUUGGCUUGUUUGCUGGCAUCCUCUCUUGCCCUUGCAAAUCUUCACGUAGAGAGCGACAACAAGUCUGUGAUUAAGCUAAGUGCCACUGAACUUGAUCCACCUUCGGAAAGUUUGGCCAUUUUCCAUGACAUUUGUGCUUCUCGCUCAAGACUUGGGUUACUCUUUCGCUGGAUUCCAAGGACUGCUAACAAAGUGGCACAUUGGUUAGCCUCUUGUGCUUUGAAGGGUACUCUCCCUCUUGAUUGGGUUGGCAACCCACUUGUUAAGCUUCAGGCUCUUCUUGUUUUUGAUUCCCCUAUGUAA
Molecule: messenger RNA, 2085 nt
Organism: Camellia sinensis
Lineage: Eukaryota; Viridiplantae; Streptophyta; Magnoliopsida; Ericales; Theaceae
Source: RefSeq, a predicted model, not a curated record